This is a messenger RNA of Neocloeon triangulifer, 1981 nucleotides long. RefSeq lists its product as uncharacterized. The record is from RefSeq and is a predicted model, not a curated record. Lineage: Eukaryota; Metazoa; Arthropoda; Insecta; Ephemeroptera; Baetidae. Bases 118 to 1872 code for a protein of 584 amino acids. The transcript is spliced from 11 exons.
AGGCAAAGCAAAACACCACAACAACAAACUGCGAAACCCGAUUUUAGAAAAUUUAAAGUUUUUCAUACACGAUUUAGAUUCUUAAAUGCCAAAAAGAGCGAGAUCACCUUUUGUAAAAUGGAUGGAACCGACGAGAAUGAUUUGAAGCAUCCGAAAUCUCAGGAGAAUGAGCCUUUUAAGAGACCUUUGACUGGAGGAUCGUUAUUGCAAAUCGUCAAGCGCGUGAAUCGACCAUUUCCAAUUUAUCUUCACGUUCUGAAAGCCCGUGUUGUUCCUCAGCCAAACGGUGAGAUAUUCUACCGACUUUGGCUGUACGAUGGUCUUUACAAAACGUCUUUCGGCUCAACCAAUUUCGAUCGAUUUUGGAAGAGCAAAAUUGUGGGUGAAGCGGACAACAAGAAUUCUCUUCCGGCGGUGAUCAGAGUUCACAAAGUGAACUGCCUAACCUUGGCCAAAAUUAACAGGCCCAUGUUUUUCCUAGCCGACGUUCACGUUGAAGGUUAUAAAGAAGUGGAAGGUCUCGAGAAUGCAAUCAACCUGGAUGACUUAUUCGAAGGAGAUUUGGUUUGGGAGGUGGAAUCAGAGGCUGAAUUGAAAUUGAACACCCGAAUCAUUGAUAAAAUUGACGUCAAACCUUAUUUGAGUUUGUCAAAUUCAAAUUCAGCCGAACCAAGUCAAAAUGCCAUCGAACCAGAGAUGGACCAGACUAAAAAAUCUCAGCCUUCCCUUCAAGGAAUUGAUGCAUUAGAUGCAGAUUUAGCCUCUCAGGGUCAAGUGCGGGCUCGCUUGACCUUCAUUAGCCCUCUGCUUUGGAAACCAGAUGGAAAUUUUAUCAAAAGUUUAACCUUCUCCACAAGAUACUUUGACAUCAAAGGAACAAUCAGGCUCACAGAGGACAUGUAUUCAGCCCUGCCCCAGCUCAAGGAAUGCAUAAUUUUGAAGGACAUUCCUGAAGAGAAAACGAACAUAGUUUUUAAUACAAAUCAUUUCGGAGAAAGAACAAAAAGCAACCUCCUGCAAAGUGUUGCGUGUAAUUUCGUCAACUUGAAUGAUAUCAGACACCUGCAAGCAGACUCUACUUGUGAUGUGAUAGGGGUUUUAACCAAGGGUCCUAUGAGCAAAGACUUUGGGAGGAAGGAUCAAACAAAACUUGUGAUUUACAUUCAAGACCCAACCUGCCAUUUUGAAUUGCCGAUUGAAAUGUGGAAGAGUGCCAUUAAGGGCUACAACUUUGAGAACAACCCUGUCGUGGCGUUCUUGAGAGUGAAACGAUCGACUUUAAACAUGUCAAGUCUCGUGCUUAAAGCGGAGAGUAUGAUUGUGGUCAACCCAACGUGGCUGAAAGAGUGCGGAGAGUUGGAAAAGUGGAGGAGAGCAAAGCGUAACACCAACGAAACAGACACGUUUAAAGAGGCGGUCGAGCUUUUAAAAAACAAGUGUGAAGGAGAGGUUAUUAUUCAAAGACUGACACUGACCAAAACGUGGGAGACACUGAAUUUUAAAAUUACCUGCACUCUUUGUGGCCUGAAAGCUUAUGAUUUGGCACAAGUUACAUUUGUGUGCAAGGGUUGUGGGCCAGUGGAGAAAGUCUUAAUUGAAAAUAUUAAUACUUCUUUUCAAUUCUGCGAUGGAAUCAGAUCGGAAUGGGUUGAAAUUGAAGAUGGACCGUUUAGAGAUUUGUUAGGUCUUCCAGCCACCCUGUAUGGUACAAUUGGAGAACCUGAACUCUUCAAUAAAGUGCUUGCCAUUAAGGACAAAGAUUUUCAACUGAAAAUUUUGUGUCGAAAGGAGCAGAAAGCUACAAAAUUUAUUCUCGUUGACGGAAUUUUAUUGGAUAAAGUGGCCAAUGAUGAUGACGCCAUAAUGCUGUAACAAUUGUUUUUGGCUGGACCAAAUAAGAACAAUGCAUUAUCAAAGAUCUUUUUAAUUUUGUUUAGGUUUUUUUUUAAGUCUGUGAGAUUUCAUAAAUUAAAAUUUCAUG